Amoebophrya sp. A120 is the source of this 2611-nucleotide messenger RNA. NCBI's taxonomy places the organism in Eukaryota, Dinophyceae, Syndiniales, Amoebophryaceae. The record is from the annotation of a GenBank genome assembly.
CGAGAGUUCUUCAUCUUCUUCUACUUCGUCUAAACCGAGUACGAGUGGAACCAGUUGUGGAUCGGGUCUCGGAGAUCCUUCCGAGGGAGCUUGCGACAACGCGCUUCAGGGAAAAGUGCGGAGGCAGCUGAUGAAUGCCGUCAAGCAGGCAAAGAAAGAAAGCGCAGAUGAUCAGAGACCGAAAAAAACGUCACAAGGUCAUAAAAAGGCCACGGCGACAAAGGUGAGCGAGGAUGAUUUCGCAGAAACCAUCGCAAAAUGUUUCACGUCGAAAUGUCAUGCUGCGUUGCAGGCCAUUCUGGAGGGUGACGAGGUGGACAAAUGCUCGCCGCAACCGUGCAAGCAUUGUGGGGAGGAAGAUCCUUUCUGGGAUGAAUACUUGGGCAAGCUUUCUUGCCAGCGUUCCGUCCACACCUCGAUGAAGAAAAUUAGGAAGCGGCGAAUCCAGCCCCUCAAAAGCGCUUGGUCGCCGACCGCACCGCUCGAAGAUUGGACCAGCGAAGAUCCAUCCACACGUGUUGCCCUCUAUCAUGUCGGAGAGCUUUUUGCCACACGGGAAGACGAAAAAAAGCAACGUAUUCCGGAGCUGCAAAAACUGGCAGCUUCGUUCUUCGCGCAAGCUGUUCCGGAUAUCGUUCGGGCGCGCCAGUCGAUCUGCCUUCCGUCAUUGUGCCCGCCGUUUCAGAGCGCGACGACCCCGGAGCGGUGGCUUUAUCUUUUCUGGGAAAAAAGCCGCCCAAUCGUAGCCUAUCUCGCUUCGACCGACACACCACAGCAGGCCUUCCUGGUCUCCCAAGUCGUUCCAUUUCACGACGUGCUGGCAGACACAGAGGAAACAGCGCACCGUGCUGAAGAUGAUGCAGCUGCGAACAUGCAGCAGAACAAGUGUAGUACCCCCUCGCCCAGCAAGAAGAAAACACCGACAGAGCAGCCCCAUGGCAAGAGAAACAAGGAUAAAACAAAGCCAGCGCCGGGAGGGACGUGCAGCAGCCGCGCUUCUAGAACAGGAAAAGAGGACCGCUUCACCGCGGAACAAGAUUCAUGCCCAUCUGCCGGAGCGACAACGAAAUGUCUCCGAGCAGACAGCGACACUGUGGCUCGCGGAUUUUGGGUUUCCCGAAAGCCUGUGUCACCUUCACAGAUUCAGGUGGAGUCAGCGCCUUUCAUUUCCUUUGAGAUCCUUGAUUUCCGCGAGUUUUCUCGCCGCGAAAAGUGUGGCGAAGAGGACACCAUGGCCACCUUCCUAGUUCAAAAGCGCCUCGUCAUUGUUCAAAACAACGGCUUGCGGAGUCGCUUCCUCUCGAAAGCCGACACCUGGGAGAACAAGGAUUUCUAUGGUAUGGUUGGUCACAACAAAUGGUGGAACGCGAGGCGCAUGCAUUGGCUGACUCGGCUGGGUGAGCGUCGCAUGCGUGCGUGCUUCGGUGCAGUUUUCCACGGCUCGCGCCCGGAAAUCCUGAGCGGAGGCUUCCCGCAUGGGUGUCAACACUGGAUAACACGGGGCGAUAGUGCACCGGGAGACCAGCAAAUGAUUGACUCACUCGAGCACUUUCUGCUUGAGAGCGGGUGCGUGGGAGCGGUGGAGCCUAAUCGUCGCUGUAUCACGGGACGCGUGCCCUUCGCCUUGCCACAACCGGAAGACCCGAUCGACCUGUUCCUUGAAAACCAGUUCUGGGACCCGUCGCCCAGCGACUCCUCAAGCGCCAGUAAUGACCCAACGGAUCUCAGUGCCGAACAGGUCCUCGAAGCCGCGCUAAUUGGAUGUCCAGAUGCAGAGGCGCUUGGAGAGGUCAUGUCAGAUCCAAGCUAUGACGCCGCCUUCGGCGAAGGUGUCCGCGCUGAAGCAGCAGUGCUACUUGGUGGUGCUGAACGUAAACGUGACCAGUGUUCAUCUGCAGCUUCUUCGAGGAACAAGAGCCCUAGGAUUAGUGAAGACUCCGGGGCGGCAGAUGCAGGCGAUAGAGUGCUGCUCCUAUCUUGUACAACUAAAGGGGUCAAAGUCAAAACCCGUGGCGGGAGUGACGCGAAAUCUUCGUCCAGGAAAUCCAAAUUCUUGGAAUCUGCAAUGGCGCGCGCAGAACAAUUUCGGCAGCGGUGGGAAGACGAAGCGGGCGUCGCCUCGGAAGAUGCAGUCCGCCAGUCAGCAGUGAACGCUGGCGCCACAUGGCCGACGGACCAAACCAAAGUCGGCCGGCUGGCGCGGGCGCGAGCAGUUCUGGGGGCGGUUGUGCAAAAGCGCAUGAGAUGGCGCCAAACGAAGAAAGGCCUCCGGCUGCUGUGCCGCGCUGGGCUGGUCAGCCUUGACUCGUCUACACAGUCGGACAGCAACGGCGGUGGUGCAACGAGACCGCAAAUUCGACUGAAUUGCAAGGGGUCUCACAAAGUGCUGCACGGACCUGCAGGCGCGACAACGCUUGUCCGUCCGCACAAACACACACCUGAGCUAACUGAUAAAGCUUUUGUGCGAAGCAUGGAGAAUAUCGUUGAAAUUGCCGGCGAAUAGAAGGAGCAAGCACAAGAUGCGCCUUGCUCGGACCGCGAGAAUGACUGCCAUCAAUAUUUACGAACGUUUAUUCUUAUUGUGAAUGUGGUUCUUAGUCGAGCAAGGGAU